Planococcus citri (citrus mealybug) is the source of this 2510-nucleotide messenger RNA. Its product is annotated as gastric triacylglycerol lipase-like. The coding region runs from base 484 to 1941 and encodes 485 amino acids. The transcript has 8 exons. The record is from RefSeq and is a predicted model, not a curated record. Gene Ontology annotation, biological process: lipid metabolic process. NCBI's taxonomy places the organism in Eukaryota, Metazoa, Arthropoda, Insecta, Hemiptera, Pseudococcidae.
CACAUAAACACUUCGAUAGCCUUGCAAGUCCGCUAAAGAUGUUGGACAGGUUUCGAUUCAAUGUAAAAAACUAUAGGUACCAAAAAAAAAACAAGAAACUUGUCCUAAUUCGAGUUCAUUUCAGCUUAAAAAUAAAGGUUAUUUUUUUCAAGAGUGAAUUAUGGAUAAAAUAUUCCACAGUUUGUAUCGCGAUCUUAUCAAAAUGUCACGUAAUAUCUACGUUCAUUUCGCCAAUUUAAUUUCUGAAAAAAAAACAUUCGUACGAAAAAAAUAUACUUAGAUCGCGUUGAGUUUUUUAUGCAAAAAUGAUUCAUUUUUUGCGAACAACAUAAGUGGAAAAAUAAAAUCCCGAUUACGUAGUUUGAUUCAAUAAUAAUUGAACGAUAGACGCCCACGAGAAAACACCGCAAAGUUAUUUUAUAAUAUAACAGGUAUAAAUUCGAAAGCAAUCGCGAAACUCAUCAUUUUCAUGAAGUGCGAAAAAUGGCUCGUGAUAUUGUUCUUGUGUUAAUUGUUUUUGUAUCGAUCGUAUUAUUUUCUAAUGCAAAUGGAUCGAAAAGAAGUAAUUCGUUCAGUGAUUUAGGAGCAUCGGAUACCUAUUUAACCCCGCUGAAAAUUGUCAGAAAACACGGAUACCCAAGUGAAGCACACGCAGUCAAGUCUCAAGACGGAUAUAUCUUGGAACUGCAUAGGAUUCCUCAUGGCAAAUCAGGACCAGGAGACAAGAAAAGAACACCCAUAUUCAUACAUCAUGGAUUACUUUCAUCGUCCAUUGACUGGAUAGUAAAUGGACCUGAUAAAUCACUAGGUUAUAGGUUGGCUGAUGAAGGGUACGAUGUGUGGUUAGCCAAUGCCAGAGGAAAUAGAUUUUCGAGGAGUCAUGUGAGGUAUAGUCCUCGACAGAAGGAGUUUUGGGAUUUCAGUUUUCACGAAAUGGGUUUCUAUGACUUACCCGCUGCUAUUGAUCACAUUUUGGAGAUGACAGGCGAAGAGCAAGUGAUCUACAUCGGCCAUUCAUUGGGAACAACAGUAUUCUACGUGAUGGCUUCCACUUUACCUGAAUAUAACAAAAAAAUCAAGUUCCAGAUUAGCUUAGCUCCUGUAACCGCAAUUACUCAUACGACCUCAGCAUACAGACUACUGGUUCCUCAAGCUAAAAUGCUAAUUAAUAUGUUGGACUGGUACAACAAAGGAGCUUUCUUGGAGAACGACGUGGUGACCAGAGUAUUUAUGAACUUCUAUUACGGUGACGCAAAUGUUCUCUAUAGUAUUUUCGGAAAAGAUCCGGAUCAAUUUAAUACAACUCUGUUUCCGAUAAUUUCGAGUAAUUUUCCUGCAGGAACGUCGGGUAAAAAUCUGAUUCAUUGUGCACAACUGAUCAGCACUGGCACAUUUUCACACUACGAUUACGGAAAGACUGAAAAUAACAGAAGAUAUGGUUCCUCUGUCCCACCCAAAUAUAAUAUUAACAAAAUUAAUGUACCAGUGAGACUUUACUCUGGCGAAAAUGAUCUGUUAUCGAAUCCUAUAGAUACCAAACUGUUAUACCAAAAACUCGCUAAACCUUUGGGUCUGAAAAGAAUAAACUACGAUAAAUUCAACCACGUAGAUUUUCUAUGGGCAAACGACAUUAAUCAGCUUUUGAAUGACGAGAUAAUCGAAUUCAUCAACAAUUCAACAGAUCCCCUUAACGGAUUCAAUUUCAUUCAAGAUAAUAUCAACGAGGCUAUAAACAACAGAAGCUUGAGUCCGGCCCCAGUAGAUGUACCUUUUGAUAGGAAAGCAUUUAUGACCAAGAUUGGCAAAGAUAUGCGUCAAUUUUCUCCUCUACGAAUGUUAUUGCCAAUAACUAAUGAAAAUAAUGAAAAGGAGAAAAGGCAAGCUAUCAGACAAAAAAUUUCAAAUGUUCGAAAUGCAGUAGAAUUUGAUUUUAAGAACUGAAAAUUCUCAAAAAAAAAAUCAAUAACGGACAUUUUUGGACUUUUGGCUUUUGGGUUGUAAUAGCCUUGGGUGCUGAUUUUGGAUACCUAAUUGAUGAUUCAAUCGAUAAAAUAAAGGUACUCAAUUUUGAUGACUUUCGUGUAAACAAGACUGAUCUGAACAGACUCCAAUCAGUAAUCAAUCAUUCGCUAUGGGGCCCGCCAUAAAGAAAUAUUCGAGAGAACGAUUGUUAGAGUUAGUUGAGAAAUUAUCAACUUUGCAGUUAGCAGCGUGAAUACGUUUUUAAGUUCAUGGGAGAAAUGGUUAUUUUAUAAGAGCGACAGAACAGAACCAUUUUUGAAGAUUAAUUUCAUGGAGAAAAAACAGAUUCCAAACAUCUGCUGCAAUUGUUUUCAUUAUUUCACAGAAUUUUUUUCGCUACACAAAUUAUACCUACCAAUUUAUUUUUGAAAACUAUAAAUUCCAGAUAAAUUAUGCUUCAACAAGACUGACAUUGUAGGUAUCUACUUAUAAAUUAAUUACAUAUAAAUAAGCAAACUUUCAAAAUAAAUAAAUUUUUCAAUUUCUCA